ACGCCUGCCGCAAACAGCCACUUUGUCCUCGAUCAUUCCUCCGCAAAUAGUAGUCUAGGCAGAAGACACUCGCGACUGCUUCCGUGAAAUCGCCCGGUGCGAUCGCGACGACCCCGCCAAUUUCCCUCAUCCCACCCACCACUAACCCUCUUAAAUUCCCCACGACCACCGACUUUGGCCUUUGUCCUUUUGAUAGCCUGCCCCACCUGCACUUAGUCCAACAAACCACACAAACCUCCUCACAAUGGCCGAAGUAGCAGCUGCACCAAAGGGCGAUCAGCAGGUUCCGCUGGACACGAUUCCCAUCUCGCCUACGGAGAACUCUGGCGAGAGCAAGGAGGAAUCGACCAACAACACGUCAUCUGAGGGCGAGAUCCGUACCGUCUUCCAUGACCCAGAGAACUUCAAUGUCAAGCACCCGCUCAUGAACACAUGGACGCUAUGGUUCACCAAGCCUCCGAGUGGCAAGGGCGACAACUGGGCUGAGCUGCUGAAAGAGGUCAUCUCGUUUGACUCAGUUGAAGAGUUCUGGGGCAUCUACAACAAUAUUACCCCCACAUCCGACCUCGCGCUCAAGUCUGACUACCAUCUGUUUAAGAAGGGCGUACGGCCCGAGUGGGAAGACUCGCAGAACAAGCACGGCGGCAAGUGGGCUUUCCAGUUCAAGGACAAGAAGGCCAUCAACAUCGAUGCGCUCUGGCUUCACGUCAUGUUGGCCGCCAUCGGCGAGAACCUCGAGGACGAGGAUGACAACGAGGUCAUGGGUGUUGUCGUCAACGUUAGGCGAGGCUUCUACCGUAUCGGUCUCUGGACGCGCUCCGUCGGCCGCGCCAUCUCGGGCGAGGGAGGCAAGGGCAGGACUCAGGAGCAGGGCAAGGAGGUUCUGCUGAAGAUCGGUAGGCGAUUCAAGCAGGCGCUUCAGCUCAAGGACAACGACUCGGUUGAGUUCUCUGGUCAUACCGAUGCCGCUCAUGCUGGCAGUACCCGCGCAAAGGCCAAGUUCAGCGUCUAAGGAUGCUGCGACAGACUCAAGCAUGCAACAGUGUUUAGCGCUUGCGAUACCUCCGCCGUCCUCGGACAUACGGCGCAGUCACGUCUGGACUGCAUUUCCUCGAUUUAUUCCCUGUUUGGUCUAAAAGUAUCUCACUUAACGGUUAAUGAUACGGACUGGGUUUCUAGCAUGGCGUCUGCAUGGGCGGCGAAGGGUGAUAUCGGUUUCUAUACAUAGGCCGUUCAGUCGUGGUGGGUAUACCUCGAACAGGUGGGGGGCUUUGAGCUUGAAUAAACAGGCUCUUAUAUCGAACAUAUCUACGAAUGAAA
Pyrenophora tritici-repentis Pt-1C-BFP is the source of this 1320-nucleotide messenger RNA. Its product is annotated as CDC33, Translation initiation factor 4E (eIF-4E). Lineage: Eukaryota; Fungi; Ascomycota; Dothideomycetes; Pleosporales; Pleosporaceae. The record is from RefSeq and is a predicted model, not a curated record. Gene Ontology annotation, cellular component: cytoplasm; eukaryotic translation initiation factor 4F complex. Gene Ontology annotation, biological process: translational initiation. Gene Ontology annotation, molecular function: translation initiation factor activity; RNA 7-methylguanosine cap binding.